UUUGCGAUAACGCCGGACAAACAUGACUUAGUCCACCCUGAUCUACUCCUCGCGUUCCUUUUCCCGUCUCGCCAGCAGCCUCUGCAAGUCCCAAGUCCCAUUGCCUGAUUUCCGCCCGGCUCACUCCUCAAUGAUCCUCUCGGCGCGUUGUCGGCGUUGAUCCUUCCAACUGUUGGGAAUCUUAUGGGGAAGUCGCAGCGACUCCAUCACGCUAAUUGAAACGGCUGCCUUCACCGGAUAAAGACAUCAGGAUGGUCAAUGGGAAGAAUGGCCAGCCGGAUGCUGGGCUGAGAAGCCUUGAUCAUUAUCGGAAUCAGCUCCCCUCCUGGCGUUACUGGCCACGACAAAAGCUUCUCCCGUUGAUUCGCUAUGAGACACCGUAUUUAGCCUGGUUCCAGGAGAGGAUCCGCACUCCGACCCUUGACUCCUACUUUGCCUUUACAGCCAAUCUGGGAACACACACCUUUUUCAUGGUCUUUCUGCCGAUCCUGUUCUGGUGCGGGUAUGCGAGCUUGGGACGCGGGAUGGUGCACCUUCUGGCUUCGGGUGUAUUCUUCAGCGGUUUUAUCAAAGACUUGCUGUGCCUACCGCGGCCUCUGUCCCCUCCUCUUCAGCGCAUAACAAUGUCCGGCUCCGCAGCGUUAGAAUACGGAUUUCCUUCGACCCACUCUACAAAUGCAGUCUCGGUCGCGGUGUAUGCGCUCUCAUUGUUGAACUCUCCCGAAUCGACUCUGAGCCCUCAGGCCAAUAUUAUCCUCCAAGCCAUAACGUACCUCUACGUCAUUUCGAUAGUACUUGGCCGUCUGUACUGUGGAAUGCACGGAUUUUCCGAUGUCAUCACGGGUUGUUUACUUGGUGCCUUCCUCGCCUACCUACAGUAUACGUUUGGACCUGCUAUUGACGAGUAUGUCCUUGCGGCAACCGGGAAAGGGGUCACACUAGUGGUCCUGUUGAUACUGGCGCUAGUUCGUGUGCAUCCGGAGCCUGCGGAUGAUUGUCCUUGUUUCGAUGAUAGUGUGGCUUUUGCGGGAGUGAUGGUUGGCGCACAAGUUGCUUACUGGCACAUCGCAAAGUCAAGUAUGGCGUUGGGUGGACCUGUGCCGGCCACUGUGCCAUAUGGAUUCGAGCGUGUGGGUGUGGUGAAAACGGCUUUGCGACUCAUUAUUGGCGUGCUUGUGCUCUUCACGUGGCGAGCACUGACGAAGCCAUUUUUGCUCCGGGUUCUGCCCCCUGUCUUUCGGGGCCUGGAAAAGCUGGGUCUAAUCCUGCCCCGGAGAUUCUUUAGGAAUGCUUCACAAUACACGAAAGUCCCGUCCCAACUUAGGGACCACGAAGUGCUGCCGGGCUUCUCAGAAAUCCCCUCGAUUAUCACCACAAUUCGUCACCCCAGACGGCGAGCUAUUUCGAUAGGCCCACAAUCGGAAGCCGAUGCCUAUGAGACCUUGGCAUACCGUGAGAAGCGCAGACGGGAAAGUCUUUCAGCGGGCAACCGAGCAUCACCUGUCACGGAUGCGGGAGGUUACAAUCCGCUCGUCUCCGGACACGAGUCCCCUAAACUGUCACGGAAGCAAUCCAAGCUGCACGAGUACGAGAAUAUGAUGGGUACCGGUGCUUCUGGUGCGGCGACAUCCGUCGAUGUUGGCUCGCGGGAAGCCUCUUCCACGGUGCCCUUCCCCGAGUUUGAUUCGGGAAUCGAGGCCGACGAGAAGGAUGUGUUUUCGCAGAUCAAACGGCCCCGGGUGCGGUAUGACGUCGAGGUCGUUACGAAGCUCGUUGUAUAUUCUGGAAUUGCGUGGAUUGUAAUGGAGGGAGCGCCCCUACUCUUUGAUCGGAUAGGGCUGGCGGCAUAGUCGCAGGGUGGGUCCGACUACGACCAUUUUGAUUCUGUAACCUCUUUCUCUUGUUUCUACGGUUCAGCGGGCUGGACUCAACAGGUCCUUGGUGUAACAUAGCUGCCGUUCUUGUACAUAGACUGUUGAUGAUCGUUUAUAAACGUGGAGUUCCUCAGCC
Aspergillus ibericus CBS 121593 is the source of this 2010-nucleotide messenger RNA. Its product is annotated as PAP2 domain protein. NCBI's taxonomy places the organism in Eukaryota, Fungi, Ascomycota, Eurotiomycetes, Eurotiales, Aspergillaceae. The coding region runs from base 252 to 1850 and encodes 532 amino acids. The record is from RefSeq and is a predicted model, not a curated record. Gene Ontology annotation, molecular function: sphingosine-1-phosphate phosphatase activity. The transcript has 5 exons. Gene Ontology annotation, cellular component: endoplasmic reticulum membrane.